Molecule: messenger RNA, 1671 nt
Organism: Cricetulus griseus (Chinese hamster)
Lineage: Eukaryota; Metazoa; Chordata; Mammalia; Rodentia; Cricetidae
Source: RefSeq, a predicted model, not a curated record
AUGGCCACUUCAUGGACAAGGCUGUCCACUAUUCAAAAAAUAGCCCUGGGCCUUGGAGUCCCAGCAAGUGCGGCAAUUGCCUACAUCCUAUACCGCCGAUACAGGGAAAGCAGAGAAGAACGACUGACAUUUGUUGGAGAAGAUGAUAUUGAGAUAGAGAUGCGAGUUCCCCAGGAGGCUGUGAAGCUCAUCAUUGGUCGACAAGGAGCCAAUAUUAAACAGCUGCGGAAACAGACAGGCGCUCGGAUUGACGUGGACACGGAGGAUGUAGGUGAUGAGCGAGUGCUGCUUAUCAGUGGUUUUCCUGUUCAGGUGUGCAAGGCCAAGGCAGCAAUCCAUCAGAUCCUGACAGAAAACACCCCGGUGUUUGAGCAACUCUCAGUCCCCCAGCGAUCUGUGGGCAGAAUCAUAGGGAGAGGUGGUGAGACCAUUCGUUCUAUCUGUAAGGCUUCUGGAGCCAAAAUUACAUGCGAUAAAGAAUCAGAGGGAACGUUACUACUGUCAAGGCUUAUAAAAAUCUCGGGAACACAAAAGGAAGUGGCUGCAGCUAAGCAUCUAAUACUGGAGAAAGUGUCAGAAGAUGAAGAACUUCGAAAAAGAAUUGCCCAUUCUGCAGAAACCAGAGUUCCACGAAAGCAGCCAAUCAGUGUGAGAAGAGAAGAAGUGAUGGAGCCAGGUGGAGCUGGUGAAGCAGCUUUAUGGAAGAAUACCGGUUCUAGCAUGGGGCCAGCUGUACCCCUGGAGGUUCCUCUCCGCAAAGGUGGUGGUGAUAUGGUUGCUGCAGGACCAAAAGAAGGUUCCUGGGAGAAACCUAAUGAUGACAGCCUAAAGAAUUCUGGUGCCCAAAACAGUCCAGAGACGUCCGUGUUUGAAGUUCCCAGUCCUGACUUCAGUUUCCAUGCGGACGAGUACCUAGAAGUCUACGUUUCUGCUUCCGAACACCCUAACCACUUCUGGAUCCAAAUCAUUGGCUCCCGCAGCCUCCAAUUGGAUAAACUUAUCAUUGAGAUGACCCAGCACUAUGAAAAUAGUCUGCCUGAAGACUUGACUGUGCACGUAGGAGACAUUGUAGCAGCACCUUUAUCUACAAAUGGUUCCUGGUAUCGAGCCCAGAUUCUUGGUACCCUGGAAAAUGGGAACUUGGACCUCUAUUUUGUUGACUUUGGAGAUAAUGGAGAUUGCCCACUGAAAGAUCUCAGGGCUCUCAGGAGUGACUUCCUGAGCCUUCCCUUUCAAGCAAUAGAAUGUAGUCUGGCACGAAUCGCCCCCUCAGGUGAACAGUGGGAAGAGGAAGCUCUAGAUGAGUUUGACAGACUCACUCACUGUGCUGACUGGAAGCCAUUGGUGGCCAAGAUCUCUAGCUAUGUCCAGACUGGAAUCUCAACUUGGCCAAAAAUCUAUUUAUAUGAUACCAGUAAUGGGAAGAAACUUGAUAUUGGGCUAGAAUUAGUGCGUAAAGGAUAUGCAGUUGAGCUUCCUGAAGAUGUGGAAGAUGGAACUGUCCCAGAUAUGUUGAAGGACAUGGCCACGGAAACAGAUGCUUCUCUUGCCAGCAUACUCAAUGAGACCAAAAAGAGCCCUGAAGAGUUACCACAUACCCUGUCCUGCCUCAGCUUAUCAGAAGCUGCCUCCGUGUCUGGUGAUGAUAACCUUGAAGAUGACUUAUUCUGA